GACUUUAGAGCAACUCCGCCGGGUUCCUUCUGACUUUACAUCGGCACAGGUGUCUUCCAGCGAACCGCGCCGCCAUUCUUACACCUGAGAUAUUGUUGUUGUUUUGUUCACAGAGAGUUCGAGCUGAAAACCAUGAGUCACCUCAACCCAGGACUUAUUUCUGUCUACAACAGUCUCACCGACAGACAUCUGGCUGGAUACUUCAGCAACACUCGGAUCAGGAGACACCUGCAGAGAGCAGGACUGAUCAGCAGGAGUGGGCGUAUCGUUCCAGACAAGGAGUACAGACACAAGCUGAUCCACAGAGCCCACCAGAGACACGUUCGAGAAUGCCUGGCCCAGGCCAUUUUCCACAAGGUGCUGGAGAUGGAGCGUGUCCAUCAAAUAGAGAUCAAAAGGAAACUGGAGGAGUUUGCAAGGAGGGAAAGAGUGCACAAGUUCAAAGUGGAGCGCUCUAAAAGGUAUGAGGAAGACAUGGUCCGCAUCCUGUCUCCACGGCCACCCACGGGUGCCAGGUGCAUCCGAAAACAACACUCUGGGCCCGAGGGGGAACACUCUGAAUCCUCCGAGUCCCCGGGCUCGUCCCGACCCAACACGGCUCCGGGGAAGAUGCAGAGGCCGGUGCGCCUGAAGCCGAUCCACAGCAGCAGCACCACAGCGUCGCUCAGACGCAGCUCCCCUCACAGACUGCUGGAGUCCUCCAAUGACCACGACCAGCCUUUCAACUGCACGAUGGACAAGGCGUCCCGGAGACGUUUGACCACAACGGAGCCCUCCCGUGGCAUCUCGCCCUACUGCCUCCCGGUCAUCAACAACUUUGUCACCCCGGUGCCUCCGGCCACGAAGAGGAAAGAGAGGGGGGCAAAGGUCACCGCGAGCGGCGCGCUCAGAGGCCGCAGACUGCGUCCCACCACGGCAUCCAGCGGAGCUGACGUCAGUGAGGACCACCCCAUGCUGAGGAGCUCCGUGCACCAGAGCAAAGUGUGUGUGAACAUGAUGUACUUCGGUAAAUCGGUGCAUCUCUCCCACGACCUGACAGACAUGAGGGAUGAAGCCAAAGUGUUUCAGCAACACUGUGGAGGAGAGAACCUGUGUGUUUUCAAGGGCAAGCUCCGCGAGGGAGAGACUUUCCAGUUUAUUUCAAGGCGACACCGAGGUUUCCCCUUCAGCUUGACUUUCUUCCUGAACGGGCUGCAGGUGGAGCGGCUGAGCUCCUGCUGCGAGUUCAAACACAGGAAGGGCUCCCGGCUCGGUGGCCGGCACGGGCACUUUGGUUUCUGCAGCGUAGAGGGAGCCUCUCCCUGUUACAAGUGCAUCAUAGCAAUGGGAUUGGACAAGAAACCCACUCCUCCACCAAAGAGGGUCAAAGGAGAUGAAGGCGGAGAGGAGUCCCUCACCAGCCAUAAGGAUGCUCCUGAGAUGGAGACGGAGAGGACCGGAGACGAGGCUGCAGCCCUUUCAGAGGGUGAAAGCAGCCAACCACACGACACCGACACUCAAGUCAAAGAAGAAGAAACAGCAGGCGAGGAGGACAAAGUCAGAGAUGAUUAUGAGGAAGACUUUGAAGGAGACGACGAGGGCCCUCCAGGAGACGUGGAGGCAAAAGAAAAGAAAUCCUCGUCUCCAUCUGGUGAAACUGAAAGGCAGGUUAAUGAGAGAGACGCCUCUGAGACUGAAGACGACGAGAGGGAUGAGGACUUAAAGUCUCAUUCAGGCUCCAGCUCCUCAGGCAGCGACCGGGAUGAGAGCGACGCUGAAGCCUCCAGAGAGGACGAGCGAGCAGAGCGACCUGUAGAGGCCGACCAGGAGGAGGCUGUUGAAAACAAAGACGAACCAAAUCCAGAAGAAGCCGCUGCCACCGAGCCCGAGCCUGCUGCGCUUAAAGACUCAGGCACACGGACAGACAGCACGGAGAUCGAGGUCUACGACACCGGCGAGAACAAACCGAGUGGCGACGCCUCAGGAGACAAAGAGCUGGAGAAAACGGUAGAUGGGAACAAACAGGAGGAGGAGCGAGCCAAAUCUGUGCAGGAGAAGAUGGCAGAAGCCAUACUGAAGGAGUCCCAGUGCAGCACGGAGCCCGAACUGAGCGACACCAGCACUGAGGAGGACGAGGAGGAGGAAGAGGAGUCCACAGAUAAAGGCUCUGAACCGGACAGCAAGGAUGCAGUCGCAAUGAAAUCUGUGACGUUUACAGAACAGCAAGAGAUCCUUGAAGAGGAGACAGAGCGCGAGGAAGGUGUUGUUGAAGUGGUAAAGGAUCACGACGAGGCGCCCGAACCCAAAGAUCGGGACAACGACACUGGACAAGAGCCGCAGGAGAACAGCGAUCGCACUGAAGAUGAGACGGUCAGAAUAGAAGAGGCAGAUGAACCGGCGUCACCAGAAGAAGACUCAAACCCAGCAGACAAUGAUAAGCCAGAGGACACAGAAGAUACGUCUCAGCAUCCUGUACCCGAGGAGGAGAUUAUUGAGGAUGACACGACUUCAGAACCUCAAGAAGCAGCUAAAUCCAGUGACGGCGAGGCCGCAGAGAGAGGCGAGAAAAAUGAAGAGAAAACCGAAGCGGAAGCUGAGGAGACGGGGCGAGGAACAAAAAGCGUCGAGGAGGAUGAGUCAUCGGUGUCAGAGUCGGAUAAAAAGACUGAUGAGACAGCAGCGUCUGAUAAUGCGGAGGCGAUGACAGCGAGCGAGACAAUGGAGAUGAAAGCAGAGCCCUCAGAGGAGCGAGAGGCCCUCAACUAUGAAGAGGCACCUGAGAGAGACACAGAGAAGAGGCAGCAAGGAGACAGCCAGGACGGAGACGCGGCAUCAGAGGCGGAAGUCACAGCGGAGAAUUCGCGCAGCUCGCUGGAGGAGAGCGGCGACACCGCAGUGCAUGAAACAGCAGCGGCAAACGAUGAGAGCAGCAAAGAGGAUAUUAUAGGGGAGGACGUGUCGGCAGUAGAGGAUGGUAAAGAUGACAAUCAACAACACGGGGGGGAUCUGGGAGAAGGGCACACGGAAAAGCCCUCCGUGGAAAUAGAUGAUGAGGUAGAGGAGAAAUGUGAAGAGGAAGAAAAGCCAACGGAUCCAGAUGAGACAGCAGGAGGUGAAAAUAGAGAGGAGAGUGAAGAGGAGGAUAGAGAUGAGACGGAAGAAGAAGAAGAGAAGAAUGAGAGUGAGACAGGAGAAAAGAUAGAAGACGAGGAAAACAUUUCCGAGGGCACUAAAUGUGACUCAAACACUGAAGGAAAUGCAAAUGGAGAACGAGCCGAGGAACACCGCAGUGAAGGAGACGUGAAGGUUGCGGAUGAAGAGAACGCAGACGAAUCAGAAAAGAGAGAGAGGCACGAAGGUGGUGAAUGUGUCAAGAAUCAAAAUUACGAGGGGGAAGAAAAGGGAGCCGCAACUGAUGAUACUAAUGAGUGUGAACAGAUGAACACGGCUGCUGAUGAAACGGAUGACGGAGCGGAAAAGGAAGAGAAAGAUCAGAUUGAGGACAAAGUGGAGAAUAAAGACGAGGACGAGGGAAAAGUCGGAACUGACGAGAGUGCAGAAGGAGAAGAAAUAUCUGAGCUUCCAGAGGAAUCGGAGAAAAGUGGAGAUGCAGACUUGGAUAAGGAUAAUGUGAAAAUAUCUGAUGAAAAUAUUGCAUCAGAGGAUGCCACUGACAGGGAAGCAGCAAAUGUAGCACAGGAGACUGAAACGGCCGAAGAGACGCCAAACAAUGCGAUGGAGGCUGAAGAUGUGACCAAAGGAACUGAAGGAGAGAGGGACAACAGUGAAAACGGAGAUGUUGAUGUGGAAAAUGGUGAAGUUUCUACCAGAGCAGAGAACAAAGCUCAUGAGGACGAGGGAGAGGCUCAAACUGAGGGGAAGGAUGAUGUAAGAACAGCAGUGAAUACUGAAGAAGGGAGAGGAGCAGGGGAACCCACAGAAGGUCAAAGCACAGAGGUCAAAGAUGUUACUGUGCGGUCCGGAGAUGGGGCUGAAACGCGUGUAGACGACACAGUUGGUGAGGCUCCCGACGCCGACGUCGUACAAAGCGAGGCCGGGAACGAUGGCGUGGAGGACGGGUCCACUAAAAAUGACUCCGAGCCGGAGACGUCUGGCACGGAAGUGAAAGAGGAAUCGAACUCCGACGACGGAAAGCACGGUGAAACCAAACGAGAUGAGAAUGUCAACCUUCCGGACCCUGAAAAUAAUUCAUCCGAGUUGAUGAAAAAGAGCGACGCCGUUCAGAGCAAUGCCAGCGAGGACACGCUCGCUUCUGCGGUCGAUCGGGCACCAUCGGCGUCGCCCACCGCCGUGGGAUCGAACGAUACGCCCCACAAGUUAGACGAGUCCACUGCGCCGUCCGACUCUACGACCGGCGAACACACACACGCCGAGGAAGAUGCUGCCGCAGCUGACCUCUCCGACCUCUCCGCCGCCGACGGAGAAAACGGAGCCGACACAGAGGAAGCGAGCAAAGCCUCGGAGGAAGGAGCUAGCGUUCUGCUCAAUCCUCAAGCGCGGCCGUCACAGCUCACACAUAACAACGACGUCACUGUUGGUGAUAACGCUCCAGAGGCCUUGGCCAGAGAAGACAACACGGAUCUGGUCACAAGCUGGGUAACCAUGCAUCAAACGUCAAAGUAUUUUGAGACGUUUGUUGAGCCUUUGGAAGACUUGAAGGAGUCGACUUCAGACGCUCAAGCAUCCGACCGCAAUGAGGAGGCGACACAAUCCACAGAGCCGCCGAGAUCAGCGAGUCCACUCAAGAUGGCGAAGGCGUCUGAAAAUGCAGAAGGAGAGCUCACGCCAAAAGACGGAAACGAGUCGGGGGACAAGAGCAGGGAGGAGACCGAGGUGUCAAACUUUGAGAGCAAUCGCUCCGAAGACGGUGAACCGUGUGAGAGAGACACACCGCGAGAGGAGGAGGAGACCAAGGAGAAACUCUUGAUCCCUAAAACAGAGAGUGAACUAAAUGAUAAGGAGACUGUGAGCGGGCAAGACAUGAGGUCAGAGGAGCACAAAGGAAGCAGAGGAUCUCUGGAAGAGCACGAGGUGCUAGAGGGUGUAGUGCAGGACAACUCUGAGCCAACGGACAUUUCUAAAACUGAAGUGGAAAGCUUCGCAGGUACUGAGAGUGUCUCCGAGAACCAAACCGAGGAGAAAACUACUGAUAAUGGUCCAGAAACACAAACGGCCAUCGAAGAGGUGACAGAUGUUCCGCCGUCUUCCCAAACAGAAGAGCGUCGCGAACAUCCGACCGGUCCCGAAGGGCUCUCCAGAUCGAAAGCGGAGGAACCAAACGAAAGUGAAGAAACGCGUUCGACAGGUGACGAACAAAGUGGAGAAGUUACGGAAAUAACUGAUUUUACGACGUCAAAGUCCGACGACGGAAGCCAGGAGGAGAGAGACGCGGGACCUGAAUCCUCUGACGCCAGCGGAGACAAGAGAGACGUGCGGCUGAUCCAGGACAUCAAACACACCGUGAGUAAAGACCGACUCAGCACUUUCUCAGUGGAUGAAACGCUGUUCGGUCAAAGUUCAUAUCCUUUGCUGGCUGCUGCGAGGACGGAGAGUGGACAUUAG
Molecule: messenger RNA, 5562 nt
Organism: Cyclopterus lumpus (lumpfish)
Lineage: Eukaryota; Metazoa; Chordata; Actinopteri; Perciformes; Cyclopteridae
Gene: erich3
Product: glutamate-rich 3
Exons: 14
Coding region: 133-5562 (1809 amino acids)
Source: RefSeq, a predicted model, not a curated record